GUUUUUCUUUCAAAAUGAAAUAAUUGUCAUAACUCCUACCCAAGGUAGAUUCGCUCUGUUGAUCCGAAAGAUCCAUUGUGGGUGGGGGGCCUUUGAAGGAAGGAAAGGCCCUUCGGAACCACAGCCGGUAAUGUGAAAAUGGCGCACUCGACCAAAUUUCUCCGUCCGAUCAGACAAUCUAUUACUGUGAUAACCUCGUCUUAUCCACCAAUCUUUCAUUCCAGAAAAUCCUAUUAUGCCAAAUUUGAACCUUUAAAGACGUUGAUAAAGGCCCUUGAACCUGUUCUUCGCAACCGCGUGUCAGCAUUUGAGCGUCAAUUAAUCCCACGGAGAAAAUAUUUCUGUUUUUCAGGGCAUAAGCUAAGUAUCGGAUGCAUACUUGCUGUGUCAGUUGUAAUGGGGUCUAGAAGCUUUCAGCCUCGUGUUGUUUAUGCUAUGGAUGAUGCUUUGGAUGAGGAAGAAGAUCCGCGGACCUUCUGGAUGUUUGCCCAGAAAUUCUGGCUACCUGGUUUUUUAUUUCUUACUGUGUUGACAAACUUGGAUCAUCCUAUUGCACUCAUUGCAAUCAAAAUUAUUUUGUUACUCCUAAGCACAAAUCCUAGUCCUCUCUCAGUCUAUGUUUUUGUUGGUCAGAUCAAUGGUCUAUUAAAUUGGGGUAGCUGCUUUGAAUUUAAAUGGAAACCAAGGCUUUGUUGAGUGAGUUAUGUUAUCAAUCCAUGCGCAAAGAGCCUCACUUGUACAGAAAAAAGGUGUGCCCAUUUUUCUACUAUUUGCAUUGACUUUUUAUUCCAAUACUUUUCUCCAGUUUUUAUGGCGCGUAAGGUUAUAUAUAUGUACUGGAUAUGGCAUCUGGUGAGAGUUUUUUGGAUGGCCGUGACAGUUUACUUGGGCUUGCAAGUACACAUGCUUAUUGAGGGAAGUUGGUUCUACCAAUACUUAUGUCAAACGGGCAUCACUCCACCCAUUGGAUGCCCAUUCCAUGAUUUUAGAAGCUUAUUAAAAAUUAGUUCCCCCUCCCCACGAUUUUUAACUUUUUAUUUAUUUUUUAUUUUUGUAUUUCUCCCAUCUUAUAAUUCCUGGUUCUGCCCUUGCUUAUAAGGAAAGAAUGGAGAAGAAACAGGAUAAAGAAUAGAACAUGAUGUGUUUUCCUAAUUCUCUCUUUCAAACGCUUAUCAGGCUGCAGUUUCUCAUAGCCACGUGUAUUCAUAGCUAAAUUUGGACUGCCUAUAUAUCAUCUGCAACAAUUGAUCCAUGAUCUGAUUAUGCGCCUAUGUUUCCAUGGAAAUUAUUCAAUGACUUCUUCGAA
Molecule: messenger RNA, 1306 nt
Organism: Juglans microcarpa x Juglans regia
Lineage: Eukaryota; Viridiplantae; Streptophyta; Magnoliopsida; Fagales; Juglandaceae
Exons: 6
Coding region: 139-696 (185 amino acids)
Source: RefSeq, a predicted model, not a curated record